AUGGUGGCUCCCUUCAGGCUACGGCCUCAAGCAAAAGGUGGAAUUUUCAAGGUCAAUGAGGAUCCCAAGCGAUUAGAUGAUGCCUAUGUGCGCAUGUUGGGCCCUGGCGGCGAUAAGGUGCUAGGAGAGGAGGUUAAAUGGCUAGCAGUGACACACAAGAGUUUUGACCACGGAAAGCGGGGUUUCAACGACCGGCUAGCAUAUCUGGGACGGAGGAUUGUCGAACUACAAACAUCACAAGCGCUCAUAAACUCACCACAAGAAGAUCAAUGGCCAAGGGACUCGAAUGGCGUGCCCAUGAAUGACGAAUUUGGCCGCAAACCAUACCUUCACCCCGCCUUGAACGGACUGCAAGGCUUGACCGACGAGGCGGAGAGUUUAGUGUUGAACAAGUCACGGCUAGCACCAAUAGCAGAGAAAUAUGGUUUGGAUAAGGUUACUCGGUGGAAGCCCAGGAGGGCGGACAACCUGCAAGGUUCCGGUAUUGAAUCCGUUCUUAUGACUUCAUUAUAUGCCAUUGUUGGAGCGGUGGCGCUUGAGAAAGGCGGCGAAGCAGCCAACAAGGUCGUGCAAGACAAGAUUCUUACACCGCUCGGCUUUAGCUUUUCGCCCGAUUCAUGA
This is a messenger RNA of Bipolaris zeicola 26-R-13, 621 nucleotides long. RefSeq lists its product as uncharacterized. NCBI's taxonomy places the organism in Eukaryota, Fungi, Ascomycota, Dothideomycetes, Pleosporales, Pleosporaceae. The record is from RefSeq and is a predicted model, not a curated record. Gene Ontology annotation, molecular function: structural constituent of ribosome; ribonuclease III activity. Gene Ontology annotation, cellular component: mitochondrial large ribosomal subunit. The coding region runs from base 1 to 621 and encodes 206 amino acids. Gene Ontology annotation, biological process: RNA processing; mitochondrial translation. The transcript has 3 exons.